Danio rerio (zebrafish) is the source of this 1922-nucleotide messenger RNA. The record is from RefSeq. NCBI's taxonomy places the organism in Eukaryota, Metazoa, Chordata, Actinopteri, Cypriniformes, Danionidae.
ACACACUCCAUCUAGCUGGCAAACAUGAGACCGUUGGCGUGUUUUCUUUCUCUUCUCUCUCUCCUCAGCGCUGGAGAAUGUGGGAAUGUUUUGGUUUGGUUUACUGAGGGCAGCCACUGGAUUAAUAUGAAGAUUGUGUUGGAAACGCUGAUCGACAGGGGACACGAUGUGACGGUGCUGGUUCCCGAUGCUUCUCUCUUCAUGAAAGCCAACGCAUCGGAUCGCUUCUCCUACCAGCCCUUUAACGUGUCCAUGGAUGAGCAGGAGAUGAAAGUCUUCAUCGAGGAGUUUCUGUAUUUUUCACUGUAUGAAAUGGACCAGCUGAACUUUUUCCAGAUGCAAUCAAAAGUCUACGAGUUCACCUCCAAACUUCAGGACAUGUCCAUUUCAUACUGUGACGGCGUCCUGAAGUCUCCAGGGUUGCUGGAUAAAUUGAGGAAACACAAGUUUGAUGUUGUUUUUUCUGAUCCGAUUUAUCAGUGUAGUGAUAUUGUGGCUGAGGAGCUGAAUGUUCCCUUGGUUUACACUUUCCGGUUUUCCCUUGCUCAUGCAGCAGAGCGCAUGUGUGGUCAGAUACCAGCUCCGCCAUCAUAUGUUCCUGGAGCCAUGAGUAAACUCACAGACAAGAUGAGCUUUACUGAGCGGAUCUACAAUAUGCUCUUCUACCUUUCCCAAGAUGCUUUUGCUAUUUUUGCCUGGAAAAAAAUUGACAACUAUUACACUGAAUAUUUUGGACGGCCCACUUCCUAUUGUGAGAUGAUGGGUAGAGCCGAUAUCUGGUUAAUCAGAACCUACUGGGAUUUUGAGUUUCCGCGGCCAUUCGUGCCCAACUUCAAAUAUAUCGGAGGGCUUCACUGCACUCCUGCCAAGCCAUUACCCAAGGACAUGGAGGAGUUUGUGCAGAGCUCAGGGGAAGAUGGGAUUGUGGUCUUCACACUGGGCUCCUUGGUAGGCAAAGUACCCAAAGAGAUCAGCAACAGAAUCGCCUCCGCACUGGCACAGAUACCACAGAAGGUCUUGUGGCGAUACGGUGGAGAGAAACCAGAUACUCUUGGUGAAAACACUAGAAUCUAUAAGUGGAUCCCUCAGAAUGAUUUACUGGGCCACCCCAAAACCAGAGCGUUCAUCACUCACGGGGGCACCAAUGGCGUAUAUGAGGCCAUAUAUCAUGGUGUCCCGAUGGUCGGCAUCCCCUUGUUUGGUGACCAGCCUGAUAAUAUGGUUCAUAUGACCACCAGAGGUGCUGCUGUUGUAGUAGACAGCAUUAAGAGCAUGCAGCCACAAGAACUGGUGGACAAACUCAAUACAGUCAUUAAUGACCCUUCGUAUAAAGAGAAUGCAAUGCGUUUGUCCAGGAUUCAUCACGACAGACCAAUGAAGCCUUUAGAUGAGUCUGUGUUCUGGAUUGAGUUCGUCAUGCGCAAUAAAGGUGCAAAACACCUGCGUGUGGAGGCCCACAACCUGACCUGGUAUCAGUACCACUGUCUGGAUGUGUUCGCUUUUCUUACCACUGUCCUGACUCUAGUCCUCUACAUCUGCUUUAAAAUGGCCAAAUUCUUCAUCAUGCGCUGCUGCUUUAGAUCAAAGAGGAAAAGCAAGAAAGAGUGAUAAAAGACAGAGAGAGUUCUUACUUUUUUUUGCACUGAAAUUUGCACUUUCCAAUCAACUCAUAUUCGCAUGAGGAUGUUCCUCAGCAACACAUCCCUUGGAUGGACUUUUAUUUUACAAUAAUUACAAUACAGUCUUUUUAAAUGGCUAUAAAUCUUAGUUGUUCAUUGUUGCUGUCGCCUUGAGUUUGAUUAAAUUGUAAAGCACAACCUUUACUGUUUUAAAAUGAUUAAUAAUAUGAGAAGUGCUACUAUAGCAAUAUCUAUUUUCUUUAAAUAAUUAAUUUUUCCUCGUAAAUAAAACAAUUACUAGAC